Molecule: messenger RNA, 399 nt
Organism: Trematosphaeria pertusa
Lineage: Eukaryota; Fungi; Ascomycota; Dothideomycetes; Pleosporales; Trematosphaeriaceae
Exons: 1
Source: RefSeq, a predicted model, not a curated record
UUUACUGAUCGUAAUCUCCGCCAUGGACCAUUCAUUCUGAUGCUUACCGACCUCCAUCAAAGCAAUAUUUUCGUCAACAGCGACUGGCACAUCACAGCGAUAAUUGAUCUUGAGUGGGCAUGUAUUCUACCAAUAGAGAUGCAACAUCCACCAUAUUGGUUGACCGGGACAUCGAUAGAUAGACUCGUUAGAGAAGAAUUCGAAGCUUUUAGGAGCGUACAUGCAGAGUUCAUGGCAGCCUUUGAAAGGGAAGAGCGGUCAUUUGGAAAGGACGAUAUUCUACACUCCCAGAUCAUGCGCAAGGGCUGGGAAAUCGGAAAUUUCUGGUACUUCUCUGCGUUAGACUGUCUGAACGGGCUAUACAGUCUCUACAUGUCACAUAUUCAGAGGAUAUUUGCC